Molecule: messenger RNA, 3048 nt
Organism: Neoarius graeffei (lesser salmon catfish)
Lineage: Eukaryota; Metazoa; Chordata; Actinopteri; Siluriformes; Ariidae
Gene: galm
Product: galactose mutarotase
Exons: 7
Coding region: 220-1254 (344 amino acids)
Biological process (GO): glucose metabolic process; beta-D-galactose catabolic process via UDP-galactose, Leloir pathway
Molecular function (GO): carbohydrate binding; aldose 1-epimerase activity
Source: RefSeq, a predicted model, not a curated record
UAUUCUCGCUAUUAAUUCUGAUCAAUUUUCAGUGAGAACUUUCUCAAUUUUCGACGAGAAGAAAAAACUAAAUUGCAUAUCUGCUCCAAUUGUUCAUUGAAAAGAGUCGGUUCAAAGAGUCGACACAUCCCUAGCUGGUUCAGAUCUCUGAAGUCGGCGAGCUAUGACAACUGACUGACUUCAAAAACAGUUAGUUUGGGUUAGCAGAUUUAUAUUGAGAUGUCUGAGGUGAAGAAAGACGUGUUAACUUUAGUAUCUAGUCAGCGGUCUGUUGAAAAAUGGACCCUGCGGUCUCAGAGUGUCAGUGUAGAAAUCAUCUCUCUAGGCUGUGUCAUAACCGCCAUCAAAACACUUGACCGGAAGGGACAAAGUGCGGAUAUAGUCUUAGGCUUUGAUGAUGUAGAAAGUUAUCUCACGAACCCUCGCUAUUUUGGAGCUGUAGUAGGCCGAGUUGCUAACCGAAUAGCUAAGGGUCAGUUUGUAAUUGAGGGGAAAGUGUAUAACCUGGCUAUCAAUAAUGGACCCAAUUCCCUACAUGGUGGCACCUGGGGCUUUGAUAAGGCUGUGUGGAGUUGUGAACCUGUACCCAAUGGAGUGAGACUGAACCACACCAGUCCUGAUGGUGAUGAGGGUUAUCCUGGCAAUCUGAAGGUUUUUGUCACCUACACACUGGAGGAAAACACACUCAGUAUACAGUACAGUGCCCAGACUGACCAAACUACACCAAUCAACCUGACCAAUCACUCUUAUUUCAACCUGGCUGGACAGGGUGCACCAGACAUUUAUGACCACGAAGUAAGCAUCUCAGCAGAGGCGUACCUGCCUGUCGAUAACAACAUGAUCCCUACAGGAGAAAUUAGACCUGUAGAAAAUUCACUCUUUGACCUCCGCAAACCGGUUCUUCUUGGGGCUCGACUCAAGGAACUUCCUGGCCCUGGGUUUGACCACAAUUUCUGCCUUUGGCUUCCAGGACAAUCAAAAGAAGAGAUGAAGUGUGCAAGAGUGGUGCAUCCUGGGACAGGGCGUGUUCUGGAAGUGAGCACCACCCAGCCUGGCAUUCAGUUCUAUACAUCCAACUUCCUGGAUGGGACAGUGGGAGGGAAAGGAGGGACGUCAUACCUAAAACACAGUGCUUUUUGUCUGGAGACACAAAACUGGCCAGAUGCUGUUAAUCAGCCCCAGUUUCCUGAAGCGCUGCUGAGACCAGGAGAGGAGUACACUCACACUACACGUUUUACUUUCUCAGUGGCCUGAGACAUACAUGUACACAACACAGUGCAGAGUGUUUUGGGAACAAAAGCAUCAUAGCACAAAGAUCGUUAAAUGGUAGAGCGAGCAGCACAAUUACACACACUCUCCUAGUUAAGAUGCUCCUAACAUUAACAGGCUUUUGAGAAACUCACCCCAGAUCAGUACAGCAAUCUUACCAGUUGAUAGAUCAGUUUCAUCAAAGUUAAAGGUAGACUGCCUUUCAAAUUUUUCAAGUGUAGGUCAUAAAAAUAAUUUCCCCCGACACCCAAAUCAUUUUUGUUUAGUGGACCAAAAGCUGCUGAAUUAAAAUCAGACUUCUAAUUUUAUUAGUUAAAAAAAAAAAUAAGAACAGUUAAUGAAUUUAGGGCCACGUGGCCUAAAUUCUCUGCUAUUUUUGCCUGCUUCAGCAUGACCCAAUUCAAGAUACUACAUCACGCAUUAUAUGGUGUGCUUUCCCCGUUCACGCAAGGCAUUGUGGCAUACAAAUUUGAAACAGGAGAGAAAAAAAAAAAAUGGAGAACGUGAGUGUGCGCAUGAAAUGUGAAAGACCGACUACAGUAACGGAAAGCGAGAAAAGACGUUGUGUUGCGAAGGAAAGGAAACGCAGGACCAAACUAAUAAAUAUCAGCGUCAGCAAGCACCUCGGUGUGAUCAGCUGCUCGUUUAGCGACAGAAUCAUGUAACUGUCAGUGCACGGUCAAAGGUAAACCUGUAGAUGCCAGUAAUAUAAUAGUAUGGAUGCCAGCUGCCGUAAAACCCAAGAGAAGGAGCAGGUAAACCUGCGCAUGCGCACACGGACUUCCUCUGUCUGCUCAACUGUGUGAAGCGAGUGAUUUCAUACACAUGAAAAUCACUCGCUUCACACAAUUGAGCAGACAGAGGUUAGAGUUGUUAGAGUUAUUUGCUUGAGAAUCCCCUCAAAUUAAAAAACUUCCCAGCCAAAGAAUGGCCUGUUUUUUUUUUUUUUGAGAUAUUACAGAGAUAAACAGAUCACAAUUACCAAAUUUCAGAGGGAAAACUCUCUCAUUCGUGUGUGUAUAUAUCAGAUGACUCGUAAAUGAGCUGCUGCGGUCUUUUUGAAAGCACACCACUCUCUGCAAUCUUCUGCCAUCCUUAGCGAUGUCUUGUUGCCAUGUUUGUAGGGGUCUGCCUCUUCGUCUCUUUCCGGGUGCUUUUCCUUGGAUGAUGACUUUCUCUAGUCCUUCAUGUCAGAUGGCAUGGCUGAAAAAAAAAACAUCUUUCUUUUCACAAUUUGUUCUCGGAGCGUCAUCUUGGUGUUCAGUGUUUCUAGAACCCAAACAUUGGUUUGAUGCUCUCUCCAUGAAGUUCUAAGCAAGUACCUGUAUGCCCACGUCUCGAAUGCAUCUACCUUCUUCUCAAUUUGCUUGGUCAUUGCCCAUGAUUCGCAUCCGUAGGUGGCAAUAGCAAAUGCGGUUGCUCGGAUGAGGAAAGAAGGAACUAAAUUUCACCAGUUUUAUGAAAUCGAAAGGCCGUCUAGCUUUAAAGUGCGUGAUAAAAUCUGCAUGACUGCAUUAUAAGUUUCAAGCACUUUGUGUUUUGAUGAAAUGUUCACAGAUCAGUUUCAGUAAAAAAAACCAAACAAACCCUGUUUAAUUUGAAGACACUGAUACAUUUCACUUUUUUUAAAUCUGAUUUUUAUAUCAAAAUAAAAUGUUCAAUUAUUAUAAAAUAAUAUUCAAGGCAUUCUAUCAGUUGACUUUUCCAUUCAUUGUCUAACGUUAAUUGUGAAAAGGCAGAGAAUAUCUAAAGAGCAACCAUAUUAUUCAUGCUAAAUUU